Molecule: messenger RNA, 918 nt
Organism: Juglans regia (Persian walnut)
Lineage: Eukaryota; Viridiplantae; Streptophyta; Magnoliopsida; Fagales; Juglandaceae
Exons: 3
Coding region: 104-601 (165 amino acids)
Cellular component (GO): chloroplast
Source: RefSeq, a predicted model, not a curated record
UCUCUCUCUCUGGGCUUUCGUUUCGAAGAGAAACGAAGUUAGUGGUUAUCAUCUUAUCCUCACCCGCUUCACUGAGAGAGGGAGAGCAAGGGAGGGAGAGAGAAUGGGAGUAUACCUAGUCUCAGUUCCAGCACCUCAUCAUCAGAGCUUAGUCUCCCAACCUCCUCCUUUCAUUAGCAGCAGUAGCGCAUGGUUGCAUGGCUUAACAACGACUCCCUUUCGAUACCCUUCUAAGCUCACCAUCCCUCACUGCUCUUCUUCAACUUCUUCUGCUAUUGUAGAAGAGGGCCCUCCUCCUCCACCAACUCAUGCACUUCCUGACCAGUCAGAGUUUCUCACUAAUGACGCUGACAAACUCCCUCCGAGGGGUUGUAAGGGCUGUGGGAGAGAGGAAAUGGAGAAGGGAUGCAACGGUGAGGGUAGGAUUCAAGGUGGGAUUGCAACAAUUCCAGGCUUUGGCUGGUGGCCAAUAAAGGCUUACAGACCUUGCCCUGGAUUUUUGGCAUCUGGUGGUAGAUAUAGGCGACAAGGGCAAAGCAUGGAUGAGGUUGCCUUUGGAAGGGGGGAGAGAAGGACUAGCAGUGAGGUUCAGUCAAGGUAAAACUUGCAAGGAAAGCAAAGGAAGGUCCAAGGAGAUUUAAGAAGUAACAUUGUAUUGCAAGGGAUCUUGAUUAAGAGAAAGGGGAGACUUUAGUAUCAUAUAUUGCUACUUGAAAGAUAAAGGAAGAGGGAACUGAAGAUAGAAAAAGAACAAUUUCUAAUCUCUUUUUUCUUUCAUCCCAACAUAUCAAGAUAUUUGAAUGAAAUUAGGUGCAUCUGUUCUACAAAGCCUACGAUUCAGUAUUCUGUAUUGGAUUUUGAUGGGGGACGUUCAAUAUAGGUGCUUGAUAUGAAAGGUUCUUUACUUCAUUUUUCUGA